Molecule: messenger RNA, 1023 nt
Organism: Penicillium macrosclerotiorum
Lineage: Eukaryota; Fungi; Ascomycota; Eurotiomycetes; Eurotiales; Aspergillaceae
Gene: tif34
Product: translation initiation factor eIF3 subunit i
Exons: 4
Coding region: 1-1023 (340 amino acids)
Biological process (GO): cytoplasmic translational initiation
Cellular component (GO): cytoplasm; eukaryotic translation initiation factor 3 complex, eIF3m
Molecular function (GO): RNA binding; protein binding; translation initiation factor activity
Source: RefSeq, a predicted model, not a curated record
AUGCGGCCUAUUUUGCUGUCGGGCCAUGAACGGUCCCUCAACCAAAUCAAGUUUAACAAGGAUGGCGAUCUCAUCUUCUCAGUCUCCAAGGAUAAGGUCGUGUGCGCGUGGUGGUCCGCCAACGGCGAGCGUCUCGGAACCUACAGUGGUCACCAGGGUGCCAUCUGGACCGUUGAUGUCAGCCCCAACACCGUCCUUCUCGCCACCGGCUCAGCAGACAACACCGUGCGUUUAUGGAACAUUAAGACUGGCGAGUGUGUGAAGACCUGGGAUUUCCCGACGGCCGUCAAGCGGGUCGCCUUCUCCCCGGAUGGAAGCAAGCUGUUGGCCGUGACUGAGAAGCGUAUGGGUUUCCUGGGUACGAUUGCGGUGUUCGAUAUUGCCUAUGGCGAUGGUAACCUCGGUGGCCUGGAGGUCCAGGCUGAGGAGCCGAGCUUGCGCAUCACUUGCACCGAGAGCAAGGCUACUGUGGCGGGGUGGAGCUAUCUGGCCAAGUACAUCAUCGCGGCUCACGAGGAUGGCAGUGUCAGCCAGUACGACCCGAAGACUGGUGACCAGGUGAAGAACAUCCAGGCCCACGAGUUCGACCACCAGAUCAACGACCUCCAAUUCUCCCCCGACCGCACCUACUUCAUCACUGCCUCGAAAGACAAGUCUGCCAAGCUUAUCUCCGCCAGCAACCUCGAAAUUCUCAAGACCUACAUCGCCGAUACCCCCCUCAACUCCGCCUCCAUUACUGCGAAGAAGGACUACGUGAUCCUUGGUGGUGGUCAGGCCGCCAUGGAUGUCACCACCACCUCCGCCCGCCAGGGUAAAUUCGAGGCCCGCUUCUACCACAAGGUUUUCGAGGACGAGAUCGGUCGUGUCCGUGGCCACUUCGGUCCCCUCAACACCAUCGACGUUCACCCCGCCGGUACCGCAUAUGCCUCCGGUGGUGAGGACGGCUACGUCCGUGUCCACCACUUCGACAAGUCCUACUUCGACUUCAUGUACGAGGUUGAGCGUGAGCAGCUGCGAAAGUAA